Molecule: messenger RNA, 3941 nt
Organism: Physcomitrium patens
Lineage: Eukaryota; Viridiplantae; Streptophyta; Bryopsida; Funariales; Funariaceae
Product: protein NAR1
Source: RefSeq, a predicted model, not a curated record
CUAACGCGACCGCCUCCUCGCAGCUUCGCUUGCAGAUUCGCCGACUUUGAUUGACUGUUUGUGACUUGAUAAAGAAGGCGAUUGAACAACCAUAUAGGUUUUGUUUGAUGGUGUAGGAGCAGGAAUUUAGAGUGUUUAAACCCUAAUUUUCCAGUUUUAAGAAUUUUGAGUUCAUUUGAAGAGGUUUGUGCUUUGAGAAGGGGGUUUGGUGUUUUAGUCGUGGGGGUACUUCCCGCGUUGAGUAUCGUGUGGGAGUGAUGGCGUCUUCUGUGAAGUUGGGUAGUCACAAUGAUUACAUAUCCCAGUCGCAAGGUUGCGUGGUGACGAUGAAAGGGUUUAAGAAGCAGGCGCCUGCUGUCGAUUCGCAAGUUCGCAUCGUGUCAAAGAAGGAAACCGCAGUGUCCACUGAUCCUGUCAAAGUGUCACUGCAUGAUUGUUUGGCGUGCAGUGGUUGCAUCACCACGGCGGAGACUGUGAUGCUUGAACAACAGAGCACAGGAGAACUGCUGAGCCAAUUAAGUGCUAGUAACAAGGCAGUUGUGGUAUCAUUAUCACCACAAUCAAGGGCUUCUUUAGCAGCUUAUUACGGUUUAACUCCUCUUCAAGCGUUCAAGAAGCUGUCAGGAUUUUUGAAGUCUCUUGGUGUGAAGGCAGUGUUUGAUACUAGCUGCAGCAGAGACAUAUCUUUAGUAGAAUCGUGUGCUGAGUUUGUGGAAAGAUUUAGAGAGAAAAAAAAAUUCCCCAUUCUGGCAUCGUCUUGCCCAGGUUGGGUCUGCUAUGCGGAAAAAACGCAUGGAGAUGAUGUCCUACCUUACAUCAGUGCAGUAAAAAGUCCUCAGCAAGUGAUGGGAACCAUACUGAAGCGAUAUGUAUGCAAGAGUCUAGGGCUCUUGCCGGAAGAUGUUUACCAUGUAACUAUCAUGCCCUGCUAUGACAAGAAGCUUGAAGCUGCCCGUGAGGAUUUCAUUUUUGAAGUUGAAGGGGAAGGGUUAACGGAAGGCAAUAAGCCACAGAUUACAGAAGUGGAUUGCGUACUUACGUCAGGUGAAAUAUUGGACUUAUUACAGACUAGAAACGUAGUUUUUGGGGAACUGGAAGAGGUCCCUUUGGACAGAGUGCUAACAAAUGUAGAUGAGCGGGAACAUUUAUAUGGAGUAUCGGGCGGUUCAGGUGGCUACGCUGAGUGUAUCUUUCGAUAUGCAUCUCGUGAGCUAUUUGGGAAGGAAAUUUCUGGACCUUUACAGUUUAAGACUCUCCGAAAUGCGGAUUUUCGGGAGAUAACGCUUGAAGUUGAUGGGAAGCAGGUGUUGAAGUUUGCUCUUGUGUACGGGUUUCGAAAUAUACAGAACAUAGUGCGACAGAUCAAAGCUGGAAGGUGUGACUAUCAUUUUAUGGAGGUUAUGGCAUGCCCAUCGGGUUGUCUGAAUGGUGGAGGGCAAAUUAAACCCAAGAAGGGGCAAACUGCAAAGGAGUUGAUUCAGCAGCUUGAGGGUGCUUACUUGAACGAUGUAGAUGUUAGGGAACCUUUUGAAAAUGAGAUUGUGAAGGGUCUGUACAAAGAGUGGCUUGGAUAUCCUAGUUCUGAGAAAGCCUCUCAAAUCAUGAGAACUCAGUAUCAUGUUAGAGAGAAGACUGUUGCCAAUUUUGUCAGCGACUGGUAGUGAAGGUGAGGGGUCAAAAUUUUCUUUCGAAUGAGAAUGGAUCGUUUCCCAGUCCACUUCAGCUGCCGCGAUGAAAUCAAAUGUGUGGGAGGCCUUAUCUUGUUUAGGCAACGAGUGCUGGGAGAUUAUGGUCUUACGCCAGGGUUUUUCCUCCCAGGUGCAGUGCAUUAUCCACAGUGACUCGUGUAGUUAGUGAUGGGCUAGCCUGUGGCUCCGUAGGUGUUUCUACAAUGCACGUUCUCUAGGAGAUGGAAAUUGUUGGUGAAUCACCUAGAUUUCCGGAGUGCAACCUGUCUUGUAGCAUAAUGUUGCUUAGGAGUAUAAGAAUGAGAAGCUGCAACCAAAACAUGCAAGCGCCACUGGAGAAUCUAGUCUAAUGCCAUAGUAGAAAUUUCACCAUUUCUGAGGUUUCAGGCGUGAGUGACCUGAGGACUUUGGGGAUGAAUUGUGAAAGAUUUAUCCAUCUGAAAAUAUAUUUACUUCCGCUGGAUGUACCAGUCAUCUGAAAUCUGUGCUCCUAUUUCAUCCUCAACUAAUUAGUACGUAGUGAAAGGACUUGGAAUUCUAUCAGUUAUUUUAAGCGAAACCUGCACUGAGCUGGAAACGACUCUUGUGAUGGAAUUUAGGAUGAAACAACUUUAGUUAUGCCAGAACCCACAUGCUUUUCCUUUCCAACAGUAUCCUUGCAUGUGGAACCUGCAGAAUAUUGUUGAAUCUAUUUGACCUGUUGAUGCCAAGCUCGCGUCUCUGACGUUAUAACCAAUUUUACUUACCUCCUGAUUAGCAUGAUUUAUUCGGCUUUGCCUUGCUGCAUCUGAAUUAUUCCCUCUCUCACCUUGAUUACUUGUUUCCCCUCCGUGCAAGGGGUCCCAGCGCUCACCUUUUCGAGAACUAUCAGGAUCUUCCGGCCACCUAGGAGGAACUUCGGGUAGGGUACCUGGAACAUUCCCUCUCUUAUCUUGAUAGUUUUUUAGCUCAUGGUCCAGUAGUUGGCAUCCUUGAACCAAGUUGUGUGGUUUUACAUCUCUCUGUCUUGCAGCUCUAAGCAUCUCUUGCCCACCUUCCUGAGCCGGAUCUUGCUCAAUGUGCCAAGCAUCUGUCUGCGCUUUCGUUCCACUCGUCGCCGCUGCUUGGGUCUUGCCAUCGCUUCUUUCUGCUACAAAGAAGUUCUGUUCUUUCUCUGCGUUGAACUUUCCCUGUAACCCAUCUGUUAAAAGAAUAGAAUGUUUCUGACCUUCGGUAGUUCUCCAUAUUCUCAAGUCAAUUGGAAACAGACCGGUUCCGCUCCACUUUCGCAGCUGCUCUACUGAAAAGGGUCCUUGAACAGUUCCAGAAGGGUCCACAUAGUGCCAUAAUUUUUCAUGUUCGACUCCAUGAUUCACUGCAACUGUGGGAACGGCUGUCGAAGGGACCGCUCCAUGAUGCCUUGUGGUGUUGAAAGUGUUGCUCGAAUUAGGUACACCCUCACCCUCAAAAGAGUUGAUCUUGUCUUGCUCUGCUACCACCCUAGCGUCCUUUUUGGGACCCCAUGGAUAGGCAGUUCCUUCAUUUGUCCUCCUUCGUGGAUCCUCCAUGGCAUUGCCACCUCCCGAAACUUUCUCCCGCGGCGAUCGUUUGUCUCGAUCGUCACCCCAGCGAGGCUUUGCUUCUUCAACUCGACUCUUGUGGUCAGGUGCAAACGACGGCUUUGCAGCACACUGUCGGUUCCUCCCCAGCUCAACCUUUUCGAACAGGAGUCCGAGCCAAUGUGUUGAGGAUGCCUUGCACUUGUACAGAAUGUAUCUACAGCCACCAAGUAUUAUCGUUUUGCAAAAACCUCAUUAGAUGUUCUCUUCGCUUUCUUCCCAUGUCAAAGCAUACUUUAAGAGGACGUUGCACCUAGCCUUUCGAAUGAAUGCAUAUAUAUAUAUAUAUAUAUAUAAAAGGAGGAAGUCGAAAGUACGCAAUGAAUACCUGAGAGUGAAGCAUCUUCCCCAUUUUCAUCAGAUUCGUAGCUUGGAUCCAUGUGCGGAUCUGCAGCUAUAUCAGGUCUAGCCUUCACCUUUUCAUCUUGAAACGUAGAAUUGUUUAGCUCUUGUAGUCUUUCCACACACUCCCUCAAUGUGAAGAAUAAAAUCUAGUCAAGGAUUGGAGUUGGAGGCUAUUCAAUUCAACAGACUCUUGAUUUUGGGUCAAACAGGGAUGUUAUUAUUUUCAUAUGAAAGACGUCAAUGAAUUACAUUCUAUACUCCAGAAGAAUAGUAUCCAUUCAUUUGGGUACAAAUCUUCAUUCUCUUUCAA